AUGGCUGAGUCAUCUUAUGCUCCUUGUGAGUCAGAAGAUACACAAGAUGUACUAACAGAGGAAAGGCAGUUUGUUCACUAAAAUCGGUAAACAUCUCUCCCUGUCUGAAGGAACCAUGCAAUCUCCACAGAGAUACCACUGUUAACGGCACCAUCACGUUCAACUUCAACAAAAAAAAUCUUUGACGGAGAACUGAGAGUGUAUGCAAUAGUGCACUCUUACAAGGUUCGCCUUAUUUUACCUCAGUCAAAUCCUUAUACCACGCUGUCCCAGGGCCAAAAGUGUCCACUUCAGCCAAGAAUCCAGUACAAGGUCGAAAUUUCCGUUCCGGUUAGGGAUGCUCUUCCUUCGAUUCUGUUUGGCACUUGA
This is a messenger RNA of Pocillopora meandrina, 369 nucleotides long. Lineage: Eukaryota; Metazoa; Cnidaria; Anthozoa; Scleractinia; Pocilloporidae. The record is from the annotation of a GenBank genome assembly.